Messenger RNA from Aspergillus melleus, 2946 nucleotides. RefSeq names its product putative C6 transcription factor (gene xlnR). Bases 1 to 2946 code for a protein of 981 amino acids. Gene Ontology annotation, biological process: DNA-templated transcription; regulation of DNA-templated transcription. The transcript is spliced from 3 exons. NCBI's taxonomy places the organism in Eukaryota, Fungi, Ascomycota, Eurotiomycetes, Eurotiales, Aspergillaceae. The record is from RefSeq and is a predicted model, not a curated record. Gene Ontology annotation, molecular function: DNA-binding transcription factor activity, RNA polymerase II-specific; DNA binding; zinc ion binding.
AUGUCGACGACUUCUCUUCACCAGUUCGCUAGUUCCUUCUCUCAUUUCUCUUCAGGUGCUCCGUCGUCUGGCAUGACACAAUCCCAGACGGUCGGGCUGGAUACGCUCGCAGAAGGUUCCCAGUACGCGCUGGAGCAGCUGCAGCUGUCGCGAGAGUCGGGUGGCGCCAGCAAUGAUGGGCACCCCCUGAGGGGUUCGAUUUCCAAGUCCGACGACCAGCCGCUCUACGGCGACGGGGACAACAGCGAGCCCAAUAACAAUGCUAAUCUAAACCACAAUAAUCCCGCCCACAAUAGUAAUACCUUCUCGGGAUUUAGGAGUCUGUCACACCGGGAUCCGCUAGCAGACGCGCGCUCUGCGAUUCGGAAGAACUCGGCCUCGGCUCCCGUUCGAAGGAGGAUCAGUCGCGCGUGCGACCAAUGUAACCAGCUGCGGACCAAAUGCGACGGGCAGAACCCGUGCGCUCAUUGCAUUGAAUUUGGGUUGACUUGUGAAUAUGCUCGCGAACGGAAGAAACGUGGGAAGGCUUCUAAAAAGGACCUUGCUGCCGCUGCUGCUACCGUCGGUGGUGGUACGGCAUCUUUGGCAAGCCACCAUGUCGGUCAGGAUGGUGCUUCUUUGGCCAAAGGCCACUCUCCCCCGGAUGGUCGACCAUCGCAAGACGUCAACGGAAGAUACGACCCGACUUUCGAUGCCGCCCGCAAUCUUACAACGUCCACGCAGGCGCAGCUGCAGCAUGCGUCGGAGGUCCCAGGUAUAGUGGGGAUGCAGAAUCCGUCGCAGGGGUCGUCCCAUUCUCAAGCGCCCUUGGGGGCCUCCAUCGAUUCGCUGCAGCUGAACCACUUCAAUGCCCUGAAUGAGUCGAAUCGGCCGCCGUUGUCCGUUCCCGAUCUUCGCUCGCUGCAGAUAUUGCACCAUUCUGGCGCCAAUCCUCGUUCGCCAUCGUCUGUCAUGCCUUCCCAGGGGCUGGGUUCCGGUUACAACGAUGGCGCAUACUCUCUCAUGAACCCGCAAGAUUCAAAUAAUGCCUCAAUCAAUCAAUUUCGACUGGGUAGCUCUGCGGAGAAUCCGUCGGCCCCGUUUUUAGGUCUGUCGCCUCCUGCGCAGUCACCGGGCUGGCUACCACUCCCUUCGCCAUCUCCCGCGAACUUCCAUUCCUUCAGUAUGCCGCCGUUUGGCAGCACUUUGCGAUACCCGGUUUUGCAACCAGUCUUGCCUCAUAUCGCGUCCAUUAUUCCCCAGUCUUUGGCCUGCGACCUUCUCGACGUCUACUUCACCAGCUUUUCGCCGUCUCACCUGACCCCGCAAUCUCCGUACGUGAUAGCAUACAUCUUCCGAAAACAAUCUUUUCUCCAUCCGACGAAACCAAGGGUGUGCAGCCCUGGUCUUUUGGCAAGUAUGCUCUGGGUUGCGGCCCAGACGAGCGACGCGGCCUUCCUGACCUCCCCACCGUCAGCUCGAGGGAGGGUGUGUCAAAAGCUCCUAGAACUUACCAUUGGGUUGCUUCGCCCAUUGAUCCAUGGUCCCGCCCCUGGGGAAACCUCACCGAACUACGCUGCCAACAUGGUAAUCAACGGUGUGGCUCUCGGAGGAUUCGGCGUCUCCAUGGACCAAUUGGGCGCGCAAAGCAGCGCCACGGGGGCUGUAGAUGACGUCGCGACGUAUGUCCACUUGGCGACCGUGGUCUCUGCCAGUGAAUACAAGGCAGCUAGCAUGCGUUGGUGGACUGCGGCGUGGUCUCUCGCUCGGGAAUUGAAGCUGGGACGUGAGCUGCCGCCAAAUGCCGCCCAAUCGCGACCGGAUGGGGAGCGCGAGGGCGAAACGGAGGGCGAUCUAUCCAAACGAAACAACCUCCCCCCUCUCAUUACUUCCGUGGGCAAUGGCUCGGGAAGUGCAGCUUUGAAUGUCACCGAGGAGGAAAGGGAGGAACGCCGGCGGCUUUGGUGGUUGCUUUAUGCGACGGAUCGCCACCUCGCGCUGUGCUAUAACCGGCCUCUGACGUUGCUGGAUAAAGAAUGUGAGGGGCUUUUGCAGCCGAUGAACGACGACUUAUGGCAGGCGAGCGAUUUUGCUGCAGCCAGUUAUCGCCAGGUAGGCCCACCUAUAGAAUGCACCGGCCACAGCGUGUUCGGGUAUUUCUUGCCCCUGAUGACCAUUCUCGGGGAAAUCGUCGACUUGAAGCAAGCGAGAGAUCAUCCCCGGUUUGGCCUUGCUUUUCGGACGAGCCCUGAGUGGGACAACCAAGUGUUGGAGAUUACCCGCCAGCUAGAUACGUAUGGACAGAGCCUCAAAGAGUUCGAGGCCCGCUACACCAGUAGCUUGACCCUCGGCGCAGCAGAAAACGAAGCUGUUGUUGAAGGGUCGCAUCUGGACCACGUGAGUCCUUCAGGCCGGUCGAGCAGCACGGUCGGAUCGCGCGUGAACGAAUCCAUCGUGCACACAAAGAUGGUAGUCGCAUACGGAACCCAUAUAAUGCACGUUCUCCAUAUCCUGCUAGCGGGCAAAUGGGAUCCGAUCAAUUUGCUCGAGGACCACGACCUCUGGAUAUCGUCUGAGUCGUUCAUCUCGGCGAUGAGCCACGCGGUCGGUGCCGCCGAGGCGGCAGCAGACAUCCUCGAAUACGACCCCGAUCUAAGCUUUAUGCCCUUCUUUUUUGGCAUCUACCUCCUUCAAGGUAGCUUCUUGUUGCUCCUCGCUGCGGACAAGCUGCAAGGGGACGCGAGCCCCAGCGUUGUCCGCGCCUGUGAGACGAUUGUUCGUGCGCACGAAGCUUGCGUUGUGACACUAAACACUGAAUAUCAGAGAACAUUCCGGAAAGUCAUGCGGUCAGCUCUCGCGCAGGUUCGCGGGCGCAUGCCCGAGGACUUUGGCGAACAGCAACAACGCAGACGGGAGGUGUUGGCCCUCUACCGCUGGACAGGGGAUGGCAGCGGUCUUGCCUUGUGA